This is a messenger RNA of Kogia breviceps (pygmy sperm whale), 891 nucleotides long. The record is from RefSeq and is a predicted model, not a curated record. NCBI's taxonomy places the organism in Eukaryota, Metazoa, Chordata, Mammalia, Artiodactyla, Physeteridae.
AUGGACCUGGCACUGCGGGCUCAUUCUGGAUGGCAACCUGGGGGGGUGGUACGUUCUUUGGCAGCAGCUCCAGUCCAGGCUCCUGAGGGUGGUGGAGGCCGCAUCUGCCCACUGCAAGCCGAGACACAGAGACGUGGCAACAUUCGACGAGCACUUGAGUUCUGUGAAGAGGAACUGCCUGGGCUGCCCUGUGAGACUCUGUGUUCACAGGGGCAUGGACAGAGCAUGACCGUGACUGCCACCCCUGACCCUGUCUCUGCCACUUCCGUGUGCUGCCUGUGUCCCGUGGAACCCACAGUGGGGAUGCCAUCACCCCAUCUUCCACAGGUGCAGCUGGUGGCUGAGGACGGGAGCUGGGUGUACAUGGUGGGCAUGGCGCACUCAAGUGAUGACAGCAAGAAGGAUAUGGUGAAGACCAUCUGGGAGGUGCAGCCCAACAUGCUGAAGAUUAACAAGUGUACACUUCUGCAUGUGGCCAAGGAGAUCAGCCUGGAGAAGCUGCAGUAGGCCAUCAGGCAGAACAGGUUCAUGUCGGGACUCAUGCAGAUGCUGCUGCAGAAGGUGUCCACCCACAUCACUGAGAAGCUGGGCAUGGCCCCUGGAGGUGAGUUCAGGGAAGCUUUCAAGGAGGCCAGCAAGGUGCCUUUCUGCAAGUUCCACCUGGGUGACCAGACUAUCCCUGUCACCUUCAAGAGGGCCAUUGCCACCCUCUCCUUCUGGCAGAAGAUCAAGCUGGCCUGGGGCCUAUGUUUCCUGUCAGACCCUAUCAGCAAGGUUGACUUGGAGUGGUGCAAGCAGGGCCUGCUGGAGCAGAUGAUGGCUGAGGUGAUCAGCGAGUUCCCUGACCUGCACUGCACCAUCGUGUCUGAGCAAAAGGAUCAUACACCAUGA